Molecule: messenger RNA, 1367 nt
Organism: Argentina anserina (silverweed cinquefoil)
Lineage: Eukaryota; Viridiplantae; Streptophyta; Magnoliopsida; Rosales; Rosaceae
Product: F-box/kelch-repeat protein At1g23390
Exons: 1
Coding region: 2-1225 (407 amino acids)
Biological process (GO): proteasome-mediated ubiquitin-dependent protein catabolic process
Cellular component (GO): cytosol; nucleus
Molecular function (GO): protein binding
Source: RefSeq, a predicted model, not a curated record
UAUGGUUGUGAUAUCCCAACUCAAACCAAUCAGACUCCUCCUAUCUCCUUCUCUCUGUGUUAAUAUCAAUAUGGCCCUUGCAGUGGCGAAACCUAGAAAGAACCACACCAAGAGGUCGGUUGAAGAAGAAGCUCCGCUCUACGGAGACGUCUUGGAGUCCGUGCUCUCAAAGUUACACCUCAUUCAUCUCCUACCAGCGUGUCACGUCUCCAAGUCAUGGCACCGCGCAGUUUCUUCCACCCUCCGUUUCUCCUCCAACCGAGUUAAACCGUGGCUCGUCGUCCACACUCAGACCACCAGGUUCCCUUACGUCGUCUCCUCACGUGCUUACGACCCUGCCUCGAACGUGUGGCUCGACGUCGAACAUCCUCCGGUCAAGUCCGUCUCCACUCUCCGGUCCUCUCACUCAACUCUUCUCUACAUGCUGUCUCCUUCAAAAUUCGCAUUCUCCCUUGACGCGCUCCACCUCGAGUGGAGCUCCACAAACACGCCGCCGCUCGUGUGGCGAACUGACCCCAUUGUAGCGGCGGUGGGCCAUCUAAUAGUCGUCGCCGGCGGCGGGUGCGACUACGAGGACGACCCCCUGGCCGUGGAAAUGUAUGAUGUAAGAAAUGGAAAGUGGGACAGGUGCGAAUCCAUGCCCGCCAUUUUCAAAGACUCGUCGGCGUCAACUUGGCUGUCGGUGGCUGCGGACGAGAGGAGAAUGUACGUGACGGAGAAAUGCUCGGCCGUCACGUACUCAUUUGAUCCUGAGUCCAAGAAGUGGUUUGGGCCGUACGAUCUAUGUCAGGAUAUGGCGGUUUUUAGCUCCGUGAUUGGUUUCCUUAACGGUUGUUUGGUUUUGGCGGGGGUUGUGGGAGAGGCGGAGGCCGUGAAGGGAAUUAAGCUGUGGGAUGUGAAAAUGAGCGACGACGAAUCGUUGGAGUUGGGGAAGAUGAUCGGUGAUAUGCCGGAGACGAUGGUGGCGAAGUUGAAGGGCGAGAGCGGCUGUGAGCCGUUGAUUUCGAUGAGCUGCAUUGGAGGUCAGGUGUGCUUUCAGAAUGCUUCUGACCCGAGUGAGUUGAUCCUCUGCGAGCUUGAGAACGGAGGAUGCAGGUGGAGUAGCGUAAGGAACGACGUCGUGAAUGACAGAACCCGAUUGCAGAAGAUGGUGGUCACAUGGGCCAACGUGGGGUUGCCGGAGUUGCAGAAAGCCGUACAAGUUGGAGCACUGAAACUUAAUUAAACUGAUCGUGUAGUCCACUUAAUUAAACUGAUUUGUUUGUUGAUUAUGGGAUUAAUAAUGCGUUUUGUGACUCUGACGGGGGCAUUCUUAAACACUAGACUCCGUGUUAAUUCAUCGUAAAGAUGAAAAAUCUUAAUUUCAA